Paramormyrops kingsleyae is the source of this 5593-nucleotide messenger RNA. It is a transcript of the gene evc, whose product is annotated as evC complex member EVC. The record is from RefSeq and is a predicted model, not a curated record. Gene Ontology annotation, cellular component: ciliary membrane; plasma membrane protein complex. Gene Ontology annotation, biological process: smoothened signaling pathway. Lineage: Eukaryota; Metazoa; Chordata; Actinopteri; Osteoglossiformes; Mormyridae.
CUGUUGUGGUCGUUGUAGUGUCCCCUUCAUCAGCCUUGCGGUACAUCGGAUGUUCUUGUGAAGAUGAAUACCAACAAACCCAUAUCCGGAAUAAUGAUUAUGUGCCAUUUAAUUCCCUAAAACAUUUAACUUAGAUGCCUUAUUGGCAGUAGGAGAAACUUAGAGGUGGUCUUAACUUUCGCAACUUUUUUCGGGUUUGCGAAGCGUUUUAUGGAAACAGUGAGCUUUUGAUUCCUGAGGUAAACGGGUGCAGCAUUAAUCCCGGAACCUCUUAACGAACCGUGGAAAAUAUGGACACGCUUGAAUGUUCAAAUGAUAUUUUAGUAGGUUUUGCUGAAUCUUUGAAAGUUUUCCCAGGGCUGCUUGCUGUAGCCGUCGUGUCCGGGGCUUUUUUGGGGUUUGUCGUCGUGUUGCUGCUUUACGGACAUUUUUUGAAGCCUGAAAUUGUAACCUCAAAGUUUCAGGGCUGUAACCCCAGAAGUCUAUUUGAGAUCAGCGAGGAGGACAAAGAUGACAGUUGCAGCAAUGGUGCAAGCACUGGAAGGAGGGCUCGUCGAGACCAAAAAAAGAUGGAGAAACCUCAGCCACCAGCCAGUAGUGAUGUCGCUGCUUUUGCUCUGAAGGCAAAGGUGGUGUACCCCAUCAACCAAAGAUACAGGCCCCUGGCUGAUGGCGCCUCCAACCCUUCCCUGCACGAGAACUCCAAGCUGAUGAUGAUGCACCACCCAGAAUCCCUGUCCUCCUCAAGUCUGGAGUCCCUGAGCCAGGACAACAACGAUGACGACAGCAGUCAGUUUGUUUCCUCAUCCCCUGUCCCCAAGACUUUCCAGAAUGAAAGAUUCGUCAGGGUCAGCCGUUUUCCAGAGACCCUCUGCUGCACCGGUUUUGAAGGCCGGAUUGGUCUCUACUGUUUGGGCUUUCAAAGCUUUCAGCAGUUCUGUUCUGAACUUCAGGAGGAGAGGCAUACGAGCUUUCUCCAGAUUCUUAGAAUUAUUUUAAAUGAAUGCUUUCAAAAGGAGAAAAUGGAUUCAGCCUUUUCCAGCAAUGUUCUUCUGAUGCAGCAUAAGGAGCUGGAAGAACUGAAGAAGGAGGCAUCUGUGAAACUGUUAAAUGCAGAAAGGAACGAAGAUGCCAGUUCAGGCUGCUCCACCCUGGAAGAGAUGGAAAGAGCUGGAAGGGACAGGCUGGAGCAUGGACUUCAGAUGGUUGUGGGCUUUAGUAAGCAGUUGGAACGGCUGUGCCAACACCUGCAGGGCAGAGUUGGUGCUCCCCCAACAGAGGGUGCUGGGCAAAUGAUGUGCAUCCUCAUCUGCAGCCUCCUAUUGGUUGAGAGGGAGCUGGCUGAAGUUCAGAACUCUCAGAUGAAGAGCAUUCAGGAGAAGCUGCUGUGGUGGGAAGAGCUUGCAGCCUGGCUGCAGUCCCGGACAGCAUUGCUGAGGCAGGAGGCAGUGUGCAGGCUGAGACUAGUAGCUAAGGCCCUGGAGCAGCUGACCAGCGAUGGGCAGCUCAGCUUCUCCCACAUGGAGGGUUUGCUGUCUGAGCUAAAGGGGAUGCUGCGAGAUGAGCUGCAGCAGUGCAAUGAGGAGUGCAUUGGCCAGUUGAAGGAGCUGGUAAGGGAGCGGGGAAGGAAGAUAGAUGCUAAGAGGAGGCGUCAGCUGAAAGCCCAGGCCAAAGAGCGGAACAGCAUCCUGGAUACAGUGGUCCAGUAUAGGGACCCCCAGGAAUUUCUCAAGGUGUACCAGGCUCUGCUGGUUAGGCAGCGGAAGGAGAUCACUGACCUGGAGGAGCAGCAAGACUGGAAACUGACAGAGGCUGUGUGUGAUCUGUGGAAGAGGCUCCACUUGUCCUGGUCUGAGAGGUUGGCAGCACGGGUAUGGGACUUGUUCCAGACAGCUGUGCCUGAGCAGGCCAGUCUGUCUAGGGAGUGCUGCCAGCACCUCCGACAGGAGACUGAGCAGGACCUGGGCGCCCAGUUACGUCAGGAGGAGUCCAUCACCCGGAAACAUCUGGAGGGAAUCCGGGAACAGUUGGAGCAGGACAGACAGACGUGGGCUAAGGAAGAGGCCUUGGUGUCAGCCAGUCUGGCUCACCUGGCUGAACAGCAACUGAAGAUCCUCAGAGGGAUGCUGGUGAGACAAAUGGAUAUGCAGGAAAGUAGUAUUGGCACUCUGGUGGAGGAAAAGCAGCAACUUCUCCUUAUGGCAGUGCAGAGGCUGUUCGCUGCACGCCAUUUUAGCUUACGGAUGUUGAAGGAGAUGAGACUAUCACGGCUGAAGCACGCCCACUGUGACAUUGGAGCUCUGGAGCUGGAGAGCUCUAGCCAGGCCCACCAAAUGCCCCGCGGUGGCCUCAAGGAGCCAUGCUCCAGUGAGGCAGAGAAACGCCUGGGUCCAGAGAGUCAGCUGAUUAGCCAAGGCUUUCAGCAGGAGUUUCUUUCGGAGUUGGACACAGGGACAGAAUUUCUUCAGGAACAUGCCCAGCUGUUGGUGGGCCAUACCUUUGCUCAGUGUGUGCGGCGGCAGCAUAGUACGACAAAGUUCCACCAACAACAUUCUGAUCACAACAAGCAGCAGGACCUGGUGGAAGCAGUUUCUGAGAGCGUCUAUGUGACUCGGGACUCCAUAAACGUCCUGAUCCAUGACUACUAUGCCGAGAUACAGAGCAUCAUCAGGACAUCGCGGCAAGACCAGCAACACAUCCUGCAGCAUGUCUCAGAGGGGAGUGACAAGCAGAUGGGCAGGAACCAGCUGAUGUGGACGCUACAGAAAGAGCUAACGAACUGGGAGAGGAAACCCAUCUCUAGCGAAUUCCAGCACAGGAUGGAAAGUCAGAAGAUGAAGAUUUUGAACCAGUAUGAUUUGGAAUUUAAGGCUGCUUACGACAAGCUGAGGAAGAAGAAAUCUGUCAUCAACUAUGUGAUGAACACUCUUGAAGGAAGACUUCAGGAAGCUGAAGAGACCUUCAUGUCACGGCUGGCUGCAGUGGCCAAAGUGCCACCGUCCAGCAUGGGGAGCAAUUGACUGCUGAGUCAAACAGAGGCUCACCCAGGUCACCUGCAUCUGAUGAAGCAGGACUUUGGCAGUCCUUCACAAUAAUGACAAAGACUGGAAAAUUGUAUGCUAAAACAAAACACCUGGUUGAAUAUGUUACAACUAAUUUGGUUAAUUGGUAACAGGUCAGUAAGAUGUUUUGGUAUAAAAAGAGCCUCCCAGAGAGGCGGAGUCUCUGCAGUGAAGUUGAGGAGAGGUUCACCACUCUCUGAAAGACUGUGUAGCCAAAUAGUGUAACAAUUUAAGAAUAAUGUUCCUCAACGUAAAAUUGCAAAGAAUUUGGGAAAUUUAUCAUCCAUGGUACAUUAUAUCAUUAAACAGUUCAGUGAAUCCUGAGAAAUCUCUGUACGCGAGGGGCAAGGCAAUAUUGGAUAGCCAUGGUCUUUGGUUCCUGAGGCAGCACUGCAUUAAAAACAGACACGAUUCUACAGUGGAAAUCACUGCAUCGGGUCAGGAACACUUUCAACAACCAUUGUCUGUGAGCACAUUUUGUCUCUGCAUCCACAAAUGCUGGAUUAAACUCUUACCAGGUAAAGAAGAAACCAUAUCUAAAAGUGAUCUAGAAGUGCCACCGACUUCUCUGGGCUCAAGCUCAUUUAAGAUGGAUAGAAGCAAAAUGGAAGACUGUCCUGUGAUCUGACGAAUCAAAAUUUCAAAUUCUUUAAAUCAUGGACACCGCAUACUUCGGGCUAAAGAGGAGAGGGAACAUCCAACGUGUUAUCGGCAGACAAUUCAACAUCCUUGAUGGUAUGGGGGUGCAUUUGUGCCCAUGGCUUGGGUAGCUUGCACAGCUAGAAAGGCACCAUUAAUGCUGAAUAAAAUAUACAGGUUUUGGAGCGAGACAUGCUGCCAUCCAGACAACAUCCUUUUCAGAGAAGACCUUGUAUAUUUCAGCAAGACAAUGCCAUACCGCAUUCUGCGCAUAUUAGAGCAAGACAGCUCCAGGCUGAAAAAUAAAUAUGUCCAACUCUUGCCUGAGAACUGUUGCGAUGUUUAUAUUUCAAACCUAAGCAUCCAUCCAUCCAUGUUCUGUAACUGCUUAUCCCAUUCAGGGUCGCGGGGGGUCCAGCAUUGGCUGUCAGAGGGGGCUGAGACGGUAGUCGCUGUCGGUAAUCCAGGCGAAGGUCGUCUGAUCGUCUAUGGCAGUAGGAGCACUAAGCAUGACCCGGAGUCUAGGAGGCGAAGCAUAGAUUGGUACACAGGAGGACAGGAACACACAGAGGGGGAAAACGCUUACACACAGGAAAAACCAUGAAGAUCUCGCAUCUGGCUCACCCAGAAAAAGGAGACUGACAAAGGGAAGACUGAACACAGAUGGGAGGGACGUGGUUCCAAAGCAGAACCACCGCUGUCAUCACUGAGCUUGAUGGACCGGGCUUCCCCGAACAGCUGGCGUGUCCUGUCAGUGGGAUCUCCUGGAGGGGUGUAGUAGUUGAGACGUUGAAGGGACAUCUCCAGAGUGGUACGCGAAAAAGAGGUCUUUGGCCACUUACUGCAUGGGGAUCUAUGGGUCAUAUUAAGCUGACGUCAAAAGUAUCAAGGCAAAGAAAGAAAAAAACAACCGGAAAGGCAACGGAAAGCUUUGCUAAAAGCCAUCAAUCAAAAUAAUUUGAAUGAUGGUACUGUCAAGAAGUAGCACCUUGUGUGUUCUGAGCAGUUCCUUACAGGCUGAGAUGGGCUGUGUUUCAGCGAAAUGUAUUUAAAAUAUGUAUUUAUUUACUUUAUGAGUAUUUCGUGAAUUAUAUUUUGCUGGGCGGCAAAAAAAUCAGAUGUAGUUUGUAACGAAAUAUACUUUGAUUGUAUUUAAUCUAUUUAAAAUAUUUAAGAAAUGUCAUUUUAAGAACCUUCAUCACCAGGGUUACAGAUUCAAUAUAGCCUAUCACCAUCUUUGGCAACAUUCCAAAGAAAGAAGCUGCUAUUGGUGAUCGGUGCAAAUUGCCUUGGCAAAAAUUAUGUAGUAAAGUAGACCUGUAUUGCUCACAGAAUGUCAGUAUAGGACAGAAAAUUAGAGCGAUUAGCAAACAGCAGUGCUGUGCUCAAGAACAUAUGAAUUAACUUGCUAGCCUGCUAGUGGCAUUCUAGUUCAUUUCAACAGACAUGCUCAGGCAGUGGCAUCUUGUGGUUUGUCAUAUAUGGAAGCCUUCAUUAGCGAUUUUGUUCCGAAUGAUAAAUUAAUUUCUAUCAGCUAAAUUUAGGUAUUAUUAAAUAAUAGGAGUGUUUAUACCCACCGAGCUUGUGUAAACAGGUGAACGGACUGGUGAACUUGAUGUUACAUAUUAUACGCUUCACAGCAGUUGGUCCCAUUUUUAUUUUUUGAGUACAUAUCUAAAAGUCUCUUUGAUUUUAUGUUCGGUACUCUAUUGUAAGACAAAGCAGGAAAUUCACGCAUCAUGAUAACUAAUUUAAGAAAGCGGUAUUGUGCUUCAUUGCUCAUGUAUUUAGACUUUAUGGUGAACUGUGGUGGAAGAUUAUUUUCUUCAAAUGUUAUGAAGAAAUGCCUCAGCCCCUUUCCCUGAACAAAAUAAAACUUUUUAUGGUCCUCA